Molecule: messenger RNA, 1837 nt
Organism: Magallana angulata
Lineage: Eukaryota; Metazoa; Mollusca; Bivalvia; Ostreida; Ostreidae
Exons: 4
Coding region: 21-1823 (600 amino acids)
Source: RefSeq, a predicted model, not a curated record
GUAAAUCAUUGAAAAACAAUAUGGAGGACAAAAGCAGUUUCAAGCCAACUGUUGAAUGUAAUAUUCUUCACAUGGGACCUUAUCGCAUUCGAUAUAUGUCUCUUCUUCAAGGAGCCGAAGUGACAUUCCCAUCAUCGCUAUCUGAUUGUCGAGGCACACCCUUAUUUCUAGCCUGUGAUGUCAUGCCAGGAAAUUCUAACAUGUCAAGAAUAAGCAACAAGUAUGGAAGACUUGGAAUGGCAGCCAAAUUCAUUUUAAAAGAUUUUCAUCUUGAUGGAUAUUCCAAGUCGUCAGCAUUGUGGUUCGUCACCAUACAUGGGCUUUUUGAACUGGCUUUUAGUUAUCAUCUCAGAUCGUUGCAGAAAGAAUGUAUACAGCACUUAUCUGACUUGUGGUUGAAGUCCUACAAUGCAGAGAAUUUGUCAUCUGAAACUAUAGAGGUGACAUUAGAAAACACUGUGAUGAAUAAAGCAAUGUCACCAUUUAAGUUGGUCUCUGAGACACCUACUGCUGAUUCUCACAACUGCUUGACUCAACCAGAUAAAAUUCCUCAUAAUGGGCAUAUCAAGCUAGGGGAAGGGACUGGACAUGAUCAGGACGAGAUUGCUUCUGUGGGCAGCUUAAUGUAUGAUCAAAUGAAAGUAACACAGAAAGAAAUGGAAAACUCGAACAUUGAUACAACAAGAAAUAAUGAUUCCAUAAGAACUAACAAAAACCCUGUUGUUAGGGACACUUGUGUUAAUAAGAUCUGUGAAGAUUGUGGACAAACCCUAACAUGUACAACUUGUAAUCUGAAUUGUUCUAAAAAUUUAAGAAUAACAGAAAACCAUAAUAUUUCCAGCAAAUUAAGUAGAAAUAGAGAUAAACCUGGAAAGUGUUGUCUGUGUUUUCAAAACUUAGGUGGAAAGAACAGUGAUAUUGCCCAAUACAAGAUUUGCAGUGCAUGCCUUAAAACCGUUAACACUGAUACAUCAGAUGAUAGACUAAGUGUUACCAAUGGAAGGCAAGAAAGUGGACUUAAAUCUCAAGAGUGCUGCAGUGUGAAGUGUGCAAAGAAGACUUGUAUUGAAAAAGAGCAAAGUGAUGCUGUCAUCGGAAUGUUUAAAUGUCAAUUUUGUGACAGACUGAAUGGCUACAAUGGCCAGGGCAUCAAGAAAAAGAGGGAAGUCUAUGCAAUAACUAUGCUAGAUUCUUUGUUACCUUGGGAUGAUUUGUACAAUUUAAUACAGAGGGCCUUGCAUAAUCAUCUUUCUGUAGGGGAGCACUUAGAAAAAUGCCUUAACCUUCUUGAACUUUUAAACUACCAUUUCAGAGCCAGUGAUGAAGGCAAGGGAUUUGAUUUAGACUUCCUCAAGUUCUGUUGUUUCAAAUUUAAGGAUUCUAUUACCGCAGUGGACAGACAAGACUACGAUCUUGAAUUCUCUAGAGGCAAAGUGAAGUUUUUGACGAUCAUAAGCAUGUGGCUCGGAAGUGAAUUUAAUAACUGUUCCACCACAAUUUCCAGAAGGGUGGAUGAAUUUAAACAACAACACAUCAACUGUAUUGACAAUUUGCCUCCUGCCAAUGAAAUUGUAGACCAUAUAUUUCCUGUUUUUAUGUCUGCCUUUCUCCUCCAUUGGCAAGGAUUCAGCUCCAUUAUGAAUGGACUCAAUGAGACUCAGUUAAUGGCUGAGCAUAACUACAACAGCAAAAAGCCAAAGAUGGAGGACUCUCACACAGGGCCCAAUUACCCUCUCAUUCAACUCAUUCUAGAAUUUGCAAAUAAUGCUCUCAUAUCUGGUGUUGCCCAUGUAGUGUUUUCAAAAAUUAAAUACACAAAAUAAACAUUUUCAAAACA